Symsagittifera roscoffensis is the source of this 510-nucleotide messenger RNA. RefSeq lists its product as uncharacterized. Lineage: Eukaryota; Metazoa; Xenacoelomorpha; Acoela; Convolutidae. Gene Ontology annotation, cellular component: cytosolic large ribosomal subunit; ribosome. The record is from RefSeq and is a predicted model, not a curated record. Gene Ontology annotation, molecular function: structural constituent of ribosome. Gene Ontology annotation, biological process: cytoplasmic translation. The coding region runs from base 1 to 510 and encodes 169 amino acids. The transcript has 2 exons.
AUGGUUAGGUAUGCACGAGAACCAGCAAAGGACAACAACAGCUCCAAGGCGCAUGGCAGGGAUCUGAGAUGCCACUUCAAGACAUCCCGAGAGACCGCGAUGGCAAUCCGAGGACUGGAGCUGAAUCGAGCCAAGAAGUACCUUGAAGACGUCAUUGCGCACAAGGAUAUUGUCCCGUUCAGAAGGUUCACUACUGGACCUGGUCAUCAUGCUCAGUGUAAAAACCACAACUGGGCCAUUGGACGAUGGCCGGAGAAGUCUUGCAGAUUCAUUCUGAAGUUGCUACAGAAUGCAGAGGCCAAUGCUGAGUCUAAGGGUCUGGAUUCCGAGAAUCUGUAUGUUACCCACAUCCAGGUGAACAGGGCUCCCAAGAUCCGAAGGAGGACCUACAGAGCACACGGUCGAAUCAAUCCCUACAUGGCCAGCCCAUGUCACAUUGAACUGUUCCUGGAACAGAAGGAGAAGGACAGCAUGAAACUGAACGAGAAGAAGAAGACGUCUGCCAAAUGA